AUGAUGGACGAACUUGAAUCGAAUAAUGAUGAAUUAAGAAGUAGUACACGAAGUAAAUUAGAUGGUGAUCCUAAGAUUGGUUGUUUAUGUAAUAAAAAUGGCUUACUUUUAAAAACAUAUGGGUGGGUAGUUAAAAAUGCUAUAGGAAUUAUAUUGUUAAUACAUGGAUUAAAAGCUCAUACUCGAUUAACUUUUAUGAAAAUAAAUAUAAAAAUGCCAAAUGGAAGUGAAGACUUAGUAGUAGACACUAAUAAUUACUAUAUUUAUAAAGAUAGUUGGAUUGAAAAAUUUAAUCAAAAUGGUUAUUCAGUAUAUGGGAUAGAUUUGCAAGGACAUGGGGAAUCACAGGCAUGGAAAGAUGUAAGAGGAGAUUUUACUUGUUUUAAUGAUCUAGUUGAUGAUGUAAUACAAUAUAUGAAUCAAAUUCAAAAUGAAAUCUCGAAUGAAAAUCAAACGGAUGACAAAUCACAUGAUAUAAUAACAACCAAAAAACAAAAGCUUCCUAUGUAUAUUGUUGGACAUUCGAUGGGAGGAAAUAUUGCUUUAAGGAUAUUACAAUUAUUAGGGAAAGAAAAUCAAUAUAAAACUAAUUCUGGAAAGUCAAGUAACUAUAAAAAAUGUAACAUCAUUUUAGACAGUUCUACUGAUAUUAAUGAAAUUGAUAAUGAUCUGGUAGAAAAUAUGAUUAAUGAUAACUCUGUAAAACACAUUUCGAAUAAGCGCUGCAUUACGAAUCCUAAAAAUGAUGAUUCCGAUCAUUCCUGUGCUAGUACCUCUUCUACGACAAAUGCUAUUGUUAGUUCUAAUGAUAAACAUGAAAUAUGCUAUAAUUAUUUAGAUGAUUUAAAUAUUAAAGGUUGCGUAUCUUUAUCUGGUAUGAUAAUAUUAAAAACAUCAUGGAAUGCUGGAAACAAAUCAUUUAAAUAUUUGUAUUUACCUGCAACAAGGUUCCUGUCUUGUGUUGCGCCUCAUAAACGAACUUCGUCAUCACGUUAUAAAAAGUCCGAACAUCAUGCUAAUAUAUGUAAAUAUGAUAAAUUUCGAAAUAGUGAUGAAGUAAAAUAUAAAUGUAUUUCUGAACUUAUAAAAGGAACGAUCACAUUGAAUUGUAAUAUUAAAUAUAUGCCAAAGGAUAUUCCUUUAUUAUUUGUGCAUUCAAAAGAUGAUAGCUCGUGUUCUUAUGAGGGGGCAGUUUCAUUUUAUAAUAAAGUAAAUGCUCAUAACAAAAAAUUUCAUUCUGUUGAUGGCAUGAAUCAUGCUAUAACGAUAGAGGCAGGAAAUGAAGACAUUUUAAAAGCAAUUGUUGAUUGGAUUUCUGAUGUAAGAAGCAAUUGCGAAUACGAAAUAGAAGAUGAAUAA
Messenger RNA from Plasmodium vinckei vinckei, 1359 nucleotides. RefSeq names its product lysophospholipase, putative. Gene Ontology annotation, cellular component: membrane. Bases 1 to 1359 code for a protein of 452 amino acids. NCBI's taxonomy places the organism in Eukaryota, Apicomplexa, Aconoidasida, Haemosporida, Plasmodiidae. Gene Ontology annotation, molecular function: lipase activity. The record is from RefSeq and is a predicted model, not a curated record. The transcript has a single exon.